Sebastes umbrosus (honeycomb rockfish) is the source of this 1956-nucleotide messenger RNA. RefSeq names its product arylformamidase (gene afmid). Gene Ontology annotation, cellular component: cytoplasm. The transcript is spliced from 11 exons. Gene Ontology annotation, molecular function: arylformamidase activity. Bases 125 to 1006 code for a protein of 293 amino acids. NCBI's taxonomy places the organism in Eukaryota, Metazoa, Chordata, Actinopteri, Perciformes, Sebastidae. The record is from RefSeq and is a predicted model, not a curated record.
GUCAGUCAGUCAUUAUUAGUCUAAAAUCCACAUUCAGCUCUCCAGAUCGCUCCAGAUGCGCACAUGUUGCUCGGAUUUAUCUGCCAGCGGACUUCCGUCGAGUUAAGUCACUUCAAGAGAUAAAAUGAUGCACUGGACUGAAAUGAAGAAAGAUGAGCUCGGGAGGCAGUAUUCACCCAGCCUCUGGUCGCACAGGAUGUCCGCGGACGACGUGAUCAAGGCUCACGUGAAGGCUCUAAAGGAAGGUACGGAGCGUGCCCGUGGCCUGGCUCAAACGUUGCUCAACGUGCCAUAUGGGGAGGGAGAUGGGGAGAAACUGGAUGUCUACAUACCCAGCACCAACUCUUUGGAUGUACCCCUUGUUAUUUACCUACAUGGAGGCUACUGGCAGUUUCUCAGCAAGGAGGAAUCAGGAUUCAUGGCUGUUCCGCUCGUUGAUAAAGGUGUAGUGGUGGUUGCCGUCGGCUAUGACAUCGCCCCCAAAGGCAACAUGGACCUGAUGGUGUCUCAAGUACGCAGGAGUGUUGUGUCUGUUGUUCAGCAGUAUUCUCACAUCAGUGGUCUGUACCUGUGUGGCCACUCUGCUGGGGCUCACCUGGCUGCAAUGGUGCUUUCCACCGACUGGUCGCAGUACAGCAUCACUCCUCAGAUCAAAGGUGCUUUCCUUGUCAGUGGCAUAUAUGACCUCCUGCCCAUCCUGUCCACCUACGUCAACGAGCCUCUGAAGAUGACAGAGGAGGUGGCGGUGAGGAACAGUCCCAGCAAGCUCGUCCCUCAGCUCAAACUCUCCUCCUCCAGCUGCCACAUCAUUGUGGCCGUCGCAGAGAACGACUCGCCGGAGUUUCGCAAGCAGUCGGAAGAAUACUACAAAACUUUGGAGGCGUCAGGACUUGAUGUGACCAUGGAGGAUGUGGCGAGCACUGACCACUUCAGUAUCAUUGAGCAACUGGUAGAUGGGGAGUAUCACCUAACAAAGCUUCUCUUGAAGACGAUGGGGAAGAGCUGAGGCGGCGGUCUUUCAUCCAUCAUCUAAUAUCAACAUACCUCUGUAUCAACACCUCUGAACAGAGUCAUCGUGCACCGUUACUGAUAAUAUAUGCAUUAAUUCAGGUUUGUACAAUGGUAAAUGUACAAUUUUUAAUCCUUUUGAUUAGUCAACAAUGAGGUGGCAUGGAUUGUUUUAACAGUCUAGUUUACUGUAUCAUUAGUUAUAUGUUCACUGUGCUUUCAGAAAAACGUGUUAUGAAAACAUGGUGUACCUAAAACUGAGUCACUUCAAGGAUGGUGAUUGUAGCAAAUUAUUCUGCUGUUAAACCUGCUCGUAUUCAGUUGUAAACAGAUUAUAUAACGACAUAGUGCACAAUGUUAUCACCAGGAAGUACUGUUCCACCAGCACACUAAAAGUUGUAGAAAUGAUAGUUAGUUUUGGCCUAUUUCCAGUGUUUUUUUAAAAGGGUGGGUCUGUCUGUUUUGUGUUUUUCUUUCUCGUGACAAUCUGUACCAUAACUUAGAAAGUUCAUGGGUAAGACAACAAUAGGAGCUCAUGACAACAGCACUGAUAUAAUAAUAAUAAUAUAAUAAACAAAGUGAAUGUAGCUUUUCAUUGUAACCUACACAAUGCUGACAUCUCACCCAGCAGGGAACUUUAAUGAACACUAUUAUAUAUAUACUAAUAUAUAUUUGCACAGUUUAUUUAAUCAUAAUUUAGCAGACAACUGAUAUUUAAAUACACAUAUUUUUAAAGAACAAAUGGGACUAAAUUUAACUGAUGCACAUUGUUACUGCGCUCAUUCUAGCAUCUUGAAUAAUUGUUUACAUUAUUGUUUGCACAAAGUGUUCUGUGAAUCAUCUCUGUAGAUUAUAAAGACAAUCAUCACAAUAAAUAUUUAUAUUUGAGAAUCCCUGUAAUGACAGUUUUUUUUGUGUAUGCGUGCCAUUAAAUGAGAUUUGCUGUAA